Molecule: messenger RNA, 4298 nt
Organism: Paramisgurnus dabryanus
Lineage: Eukaryota; Metazoa; Chordata; Actinopteri; Cypriniformes; Cobitidae
Gene: ugp2a
Product: UDP-glucose pyrophosphorylase 2a
Biological process (GO): UDP-alpha-D-glucose metabolic process
Molecular function (GO): UTP:glucose-1-phosphate uridylyltransferase activity
Source: RefSeq, a predicted model, not a curated record
UAACAUUGGCACAUAAAACCAUUCCGUUGUAUCCUGCGUGAGUUUCACACGGUGACGAUAUGGACGGGCAGUGCUGGGGUUUAUUAAAGGGCUCUUGAGCGCGCUCCUGUCUCUCUCUCGCGUGCGCGUCGUGUUCAUUACUGAAAUCUCAUCUGACUUCAAACCGGUUCGGUUCGGAUGCGGAUGCUGGGAGCUGAUUUUACUUCUUGCGCACUUACAUUUUUUGUGAAGGCUUUGAUUCCUCACAAUUGCUGUAAUUGUAGUUUAAUAUGGAGUAUUAAAUGUAUAUUUUUACAUAGUAUUGAAUUGUACUGAAACCAAAAGGAUUAAAACACAUCAAAGUUUUUAUUAGAGAGUUGUCAGAAGUUUUUGAUCAUGUCUUCUGUCGCUGAUCUAAACAGAGGUGGUACGACCGCAGGCAUGAAGGAGUUUCAGGAGAUGCAGAAAUUGCAGCAUGAGAACUCCAUGCACAAAGAGCUGGAGAAACUCCUGGCCACUGCCAAGACACCAGAGCUGGAGAUCUCCAGGAAGGACUUCGAGGGCUUCAAGCAGCUCUUUCACAAUUUUCUUCAGGCGAAAGGACCCUCCGUAGAAUGGGCCAAGAUUCAAAGACCACCCGAGGACUCGAUCCAGCCCUAUGAGAAGAUCAAGUUGAAGGGUCUUCCAGCUGACAUAUCCUCCAGUCUUAAUAAACUUGCCGUGGUGAAGCUGAAUGGAGGUCUGGGCACCAGCAUGGGCUGCAAAGGACCCAAAAGUCUCAUCAGUGUCCGCAACGAAAACACGUUUCUGGAUCUGACCGUACAGCAGAUUGAGCAUUUGAAUAAGACGUAUAAUGCAGAUGUGCCACUGGUGCUGAUGAAUUCCUUCAAUACAGAUGAGGACACCAAGAAGAUCUUGCAGAAAUACACACAUCACUGUGUGAAGAUACACACCUUCAACCAGAGCAGGUAUCCCAGAAUCAAUAAGGAGUCUUUGUUGCCAGUGGCCACUAAUUUAAGCCUGACAGGCGAGAAUGAAGAAGCCUGGUACCCUCCCGGGCACGGAGACAUCUACGCUAGCUUUUACAACUCCGGCUUGUUGGACAAGCUCAUCGCAGAAGGGAAGGAGUACAUCUUUGUGUCCAACAUUGAUAACUUGGGCGCCACAGUAGACCUGCACAUCCUGAACCACCUGAUGAUCCAACCAAGUGGGAAACGAUGCGAGUUUGUCAUGGAAGUCACGGACAAGACGAGAGCUGACGUGAAGGGUGGUACACUGAUGCAGUACGAUGGUAAACUCCGACUUCUGGAAAUCGCCCAGGUGCCCAAAGCCCACGUGGACGAGUUUAAAUCCGUCACCAAGUUUAAGAUCUUCAACACCAAUAACCUGUGGAUCAGCUUGCCGGCCAUCAAAAGGCUUCACGAGCAGAACGCCAUGGACAUGGAGAUCAUUGUUAACCCUAAAACUCUAGAUGGCGGGCUCAAUGUGAUUCAGCUGGAGACGGCUGUCGGCGCCGCCAUGAAGAGUUUCGACAACGCGUUGGGCAUCAACGUCCCUCGUAGCCGCUUCCUUCCUGUCAAAACCACCUCGGACCUCCUAUUGGUCAUGUCUAAUCUGUACAGCAUGGAUGCAGGGUCUCUGAUCAUGAGCCCAAAGAGGGAGUUUCCCACAACACCUCAUGUCAAACUUGGCAGCUCAUUCACGAAGGUUCAGGACUACCUGAAACGGUUCGAGAGCAUUCCUGACAUGCUGGAACUGGACCACCUCACCGUGUCCGGAGAUGUUACCUUCGGAAAACAAUUAACACUCAAGGGGACUGUUAUCAUUAUUGCUAAUCACGGAGACAGAAUCGACAUCCCAGCUGGAGCGAUGCUGGAGAAUAAGAUCGUUUCAGGCAACCUGCGCAUCCUGGACCACUGAGGUGGAGGCGUCUCAUCCAACUUUUGCACAGAAAUCCCAUCCAACAUGUCACUUGGACUUUUACAGGGCAUAUAUUUGUGUAUGUCAGAUAUAGUGAUGUUCUAUAUAUGCCGUCUAUGUGAUUAGUAUUAACUUAAGUAAUAAUAACUACAGCUGUGUAGCUCACUCAAUGAUAAAUGUCAUAGGAUGGAAGCAGAUCACAGAUCAGCUGUGAAUGUUACAUGAGAGAUUACAGAGAAUUCUCUAAAAUAAUAGUGCAUCUUUGUAUAAAUACUGUGACUGUGUUUAUUACUGGGCAAACUGUUACUUUAACGCUACAAUCUGAACACAUAAUGGACGUCUGUUCCCUGUAAGACAGGAAUUAAAGUCGAAAAAUUCGAUAAUUGGAGCAGUGCUGAUUUAUCUCUGUGGGAUGAAAAAAUAUUUGGUUUCUGUUUCUUUAAAUAACCAGGAAGCUGAAAAAUGUGAUGAAAGUAUGAAUAAAUCUAUUAACAUUUACACAUUAAUUUAAGUUUUUAAUUAAAAAAUUAUUAAACUGUUCUUUAACCCUUAUGGGUUGUUCCAAUUCACUACCCUUUCAGGUUUUUCGUGUACAAAAAGGCCAUUAAAUUAACCGGCUGUAAAAAUGUAUCUGAUUAAUUUAUUUUUUUUAUUUUAUAAAUCUGUUAAUCAACCUCAAUACUGAUCAAAACUACCAAAUGUUUACAAAAUUUCAUAAGAGUUCAUAAGUGGUGUCACUGAUUUGGGGAAAAAAACGCACAAAAUAUAAUCAAUAAUAAAAGUGAUUGUGGACUGGAUUUUGCACAGUCUUGGGCAUCCUAAAGAUUGGUAAAAACAUUGGCUUUGAUGCAUUUUUAGUUUUUGUGCAGCAUCAGAUUAAAUUUUUUCUCCCACAUUUACUGUUUUUGACUUCCAUUAUAAGGACAUUUUUUGAUUGCAAAGCCAUGACACCAUAUAAUCAUGCAUUCUUGAUUGUUGGUGGUUUUUCCUUUUGCUAAAAGGUAAGUACUGAGGGUGAUUUACAGAGUCAUGAAAAAAAUUGUAAAUAUAUUUAUCUGAUAUAUUUUUAAAGCCGUUUAAUUUAGUGGCUUUUUUGUACACGAACAGCCCGAAAGAGUAGUAAAUUUGCCCAUGAUAUAUUGUUGAGUUUUUGAAAUUUUUUUAAGCGUUUUCUCAAAAUAUGCGUCACAAGUUUUGUCACCAAAAAGCCUUCCAUUUGCUGAAACAGAGAAAGUUGUGGCCAAAUUAACACAAAAAUGUCCUCAACAACCCUUAAGGCUUAAUUAAUUGUUAAACAUUUUGCUGACAUGAGUUUAAUAAAACUUUUUAACAUUUGUUCAACAACAAUUUGAGUUGAUCAUUGCCAACAACAAAAACAUAAAAAUAAGCAGAUAAACUUACAGUGUUUGGCUCAAUGCCGUGUUUCGUUAUUUGCGCUCCUGUAGGUGCCCAUGAGCAUUAAAAAAGUCUCCAAUAAUUUGGAUUUGGACUACGGUACAUUCAACCAAAGAUAUUUAAUAUUACCCCUUGAUGUCAAUAAAACAUACUGGUACAAAACAUUUCACCCCAACAUAAUAAUUCUUAAGAGUGGGCUAUCCCAGCUAAAAAAAUUUUGGUUCCCAGAAAAUCAGUUUUAGGUUUUAAAAAGAAAUCAACCUGCAGGUAAUGUUCUCUUAGUUUAAAAAAUAAUAGUAGAGGCUGUGUGCUUAAUGGUUUUAUAAAACUGUUAUAACACAAUACAAAAAUUAAAGCAAAAAAUAUGCAUCAAUGCAAUUCUCAUAAGGUAAAAAUCACUAAAAGUCUUUCACUGGAAAAAAUUGUCCCUGACAGAAUCACUAAUACUAAGGAGGAUUAGGCCCAAGCUAAAAUAAAUACAUCUCGAUAUUAUAAUGUGAAUUUUAUAAUAGCAGUUUUUCAGAGAAAAAAAAUCUAAAUAAAGAAUGUUUUGAAAAUAAAGUCAAUAUAAACAGAAUAAAGUCAUGUUUAGAGAAUAAUUUUUUAUUAAAAUAAUUUAUUUUAAUUAGAUUUAUUUCUUUUUUUACUUUGUCCUUAUCCUCCUUUUAUAAAUGACACAUAUACUGUUUAAUUUUCGACAUGUUCAUUCUUUCAUUAGUUAAUUUAUUGAUUGAUUUGAUGAUGUUAAAUUACUUUGAAGCAUAUGUAAAAUAACCACAUUUGCCACAUCUGACCCCGAAAUCAAAAUGCUGUUUUAUUGUUUAGCAAAAUAUAAUUUAUUUUUCUAAUUUAUUUAUUUACCCAUGAACAUCCGUUGCUAUUUAUCCCACUUCAGCUACAAACAUUUUAUUUUAAUUGUCUGCCAUAUUCAAAGAUCAAACAAUAACAAUUUAAUCUUUUCAGAAUAAUGUUAGUAAGGAGAUUAAAACUCUACUGUAUGUAUG